UCCUCCUCCUCCUCCUCCACCACCACCUCCUCCUCCAGCCAACAGCCUCCACCACCAGCACCACUUUGCAUCUGGCAGCAGGAGGAAAGCCCCACAUCUGGCUGUCACUGUAGCGCUCGUGCACCGCGGCAUGUCCCUACUCACCACACUGGACACAGGAAUAGGGUAUUUUUUUGUUUCAAGACAAGGCUACACGAACAAUGUCCGAGGUACGGAAAUUCACCAAGCGGCUCAGCAAGCCGGGCACGGCGGCGGAGGUCCGGCAGAGUGUGUCAGAGGCGGUUAGGACGUCCGUGAUAGUGGAGAAGCCAAAGAUCAUCGAGCCCCUGGACUACGAGGCGGUGGUCUUCCAGAGGAAGGCCCAGAUCCACAGCGACCCCCACAGAGACCUGCUGCUUUGCCCUGUCGACGAUGUCUCGGAGUCCCAGGUGUCUCGCCAGAGGAGGACGGUGGUUCCCACGGUACCCCAGAAUGCAGAGCGGGAGGCCAGGAGCCUGUUCGCCAAAGAGUGCAUCAAGAUGUACAACACCGACUGGCACGUCAUCAACUACAAAUAUGAGGCCUACUCCGGAGAUUUCCGUAUGCUGCCAAGCAAAGGCCUGAAGUCUGACAAGCUGCCCUCCCACGUGUUUGAGAUCGAUGAAGACGCCAAAGACGAGGACUCUGCGUCUCUGUGCUCCCAGCGGGGGGGCAUCAUGAAGCAGGGCUGGCUGCAGAAGGCCAACAUCAACUCCAGCCUCUCCGUCUCCAUGCGGGUGUUCAAGAGGCGGUACUUCUACCUGUCCCAGCUGCCCGACGGCUCCUACAUCCUCAACUCCUACAAGGACGAGAAGAACUGCAAGGACACCAAGGGCUCCAUCUACCUGGACUCCUGCAUCGACGUGGUCCAGAGCCCCAAGAUGCGCCGCAACGGCUUUGAGCUGAAGAUGCAGGAGCGCUACAGCCACUUCCUGGCGGCGGACAGCGAGGCGGAGAUGGAGGAGUGGGUCGCCACGCUGAAGCAGGCCCUGCAGAGCAGCAGCGAGCCCAGCCAGGACCGCAGGAACGGCGGCGGAGAGCUGCUGGACUGCGCCCUGGAUGAGGAGACCAGUAGCCAGGGGAAGGGAGACAACCUGGGCCGGAGCCUUCAGCCAGAAAUCAUGAAGUACGCCAGGGAGACAGACCAACUCAAUAAGAUGAACAGGAACGAAGUGAGGCAGAGACUGUUUUCUCUGGACCCAGAGACACAGCGGCUGGACUUCUCGGGCAUCGAGCCGGACGUGAAGCCCUUUGAGGAGCGCUUCGGCCGCCGCAUCGUGGUCAGCUGCCACGACCUCGCCUUCAGCCUCCAGGGCUGCGUCAGCGAGAAGGGCGACGGCGUCCUCACCAACGUGGAGCCCUUCUUCGUGAGCCUGGCGCUCUUCGACGUCUCCAAGAGUUGCAAGAUCUCGUCCGACUUCCACGUGGACCUGAACCCCCCCUGCGUCCGGGACCUGCUCCUCCCGGGGGACGCCCCGCCCCCCUCCCCCACCCCCUCCGAGUCCUCAGACGGGACGGGCGGGGGAGGGGGAGGUGGAGGAGGGGGGAGCCCAGCCUUGGUGAACGGGGAAGGGGGGCGGGCCGGCGGUCUGCCCGCCCUGCAGAGGGUCUCUGAGGCCCUGCUGAGGUUCCCCACGCAGGGCAUCUUCUCGGUGACCAACCCCCACGCAGACAUCUUCCUGGUGGCGCGCGUGGAGAAGGUCCUUCAGAACGGCAUCACGCACUGCGCCGAGCCGUACCUCAAGACCUCCGACGCCGCCAAGACGGCCCAGAAGGUCUUGAAGGCAGCUAAGCUGACGUGCCAGCGGCUGGGCCAAUACCGCAUGCCCUUUGCCUGGGCAGCCAAACAGGUGUUUAAAGACGCCCAGGGUGGUCUGGACAUGGAUGGAAAGUUCUCUCCGCUCUAUCGUCAGGACAGCAGCAAGGUGUCAACAGAUGACAUCAUCAAGCUGCUGGCUGACAUCAGGAAGCCGGAGAAGAGUAAGCUGCAGGUCAUCCCUGGACAGCUCAACGUCACCAUCGAGUGCGUCCCCCCAGACCUCUCAAACACGGUGACCUCCUCCUACAUCCCGGUGAAGCCCUAUGAAGAGGGCUGUGAGCGGGUGUCCCUGGAGAUGGACGAGUUCCUCCCGGAGGAGGCCCGCUACAACUACCCCUUCUCCACCUACAAGAACCACCUGUACGUCUACCCCCUGCAGCUCAAGUACGACAACCAGAAGACCUUCGCCAAGGCCAGGAACCUGGCUGUCUGCGUCCAGUUCCGGGACUCUGAUGAGGAGGGGGCCUCUCCUCUGAAGUGCAUCUACGGCAAGCCAGGGGAGACGCUCUUCACGGGCAGUGCCUGCGCAGCCGUCCUGCACCACAACCAGAGCCCUGAGUUCUACGAUGAGAUCAAGAUCGAGCUCCCGGUGCACGUGCACGAAAAGCACCACCUCCUGUUCACCUUCUACCACGUCAGCUGUGAGUUCAGCAGCAAGACGGCCACCAAGCGGCGGGAGGGGGUGGAGACCCUGGUGGGCUACUCCUGGAGCCCCCUGCUGAAGGACGGGAGGAUGCAGUCAGUGGAGAUCCAGCUGCCCGCCUCCGCCACCCUGCAGCCCGGGUACUUGGGGGCGGACCGGGCCCAGGACGCCAAGAAGUCCCAACCGGACAUCAAGUGGGUGGAGAAUGCAAAGCCGCUGUUCAAAGUGAGAACGAGAUUGGCCUCCACGAUAUACACCCAGGACCUGCAUCUCCACAAGUUCUUCCAGCACUGCCAGCUGAUGAGGAGCAGCCCUGAAGGGAACCCAGCCGAGCUCAUCAAGUACCUAAAGUGCCUACAUGCGGUGGAGACCCAGGUCAUGGUCAACUUCCUGCCCAUCAUACUGAUGCAGCUGUUCGAGGUGCUCACCACGGCAACCAAAGAAGCCCACGACGUGGCGGUCAACUCCCUCCGGGUUAUCAUACACAUAGUAUCCAGGUGUCAGGAGGAAGGGCUGGAACACUACCUGCGCUCCUUUCUCAAGUAUGUGUUUGUGACAAAUUGCUCCACAACCGUGAGCUCCCCCACCACGCAUGAGGUGCUGGCAACUGCCGUCACCGCCAUUCUCAGGCAGACAGCCGACGUCAACACCAGCAACAAGCUGCUCAAGUACUCCUGGUUCUUCUUUGAGACCAUGGCCAAAUCCAUGGCCCAGUUCCUGCAUCAGGGAAGCCGCAUUAAGAUGCCGCGCAGCCAGCGGUUUCCAGACAGCUUCAACCAGGCGCUGCAGUCCCUGCUGCUGUCCAUCAUGCCCCACAUCACCAUCCGCCACGUGGAGGUCCAAGAGGAGGCCCGCUGCAUCAACCUAAGCCUGGCCGUCUUCAUCAAGAGGUGCCUCUCCUUCAUGAACAGAGGUUUUGCCUUCAGCCUGAUCAACGACUACAUGUGUGGCUUCACCCUGCAUGAUCCCAGGGUGCUGACGGAGAUGAAGUUUGACUUCCUGAUGACGGUUGGAAACCACGAGCACUUCAUACCACUUAACCUGCCCAUGGCCUUCGGACGCACCAAGCUGCAGAGGGUGCAAGAUUUAAUUUCGUACGCCUCGGAGAUGUUUGGCACAGUAGACCAGAACCUGGAGUGCAGCCUGACCGAGGACUACUGCCGGAACCACUUCCUGGUGGGCCUGCUGCUGCGCGAGGUGGCGAGCGCCCUGCAGCAGCAGCACAGCGCCGAGGUGCGGCAGGUCGCCGUGGCAACCCUCAAGAACCUGCUGGUCAAGCACGCGGCCGACGACCGCUACACCAUCUACAAGAACCAGCAGGCCCGUAUCUGCCUGCUGUAUCUUCCCCUCGUGGAGCUGCUGUACCAGAACCUCAAACAGCUGUCGGCACCAACCUUCACCGCAAGCCCUGGGACGGGACUCAACGGCUCCAGGGAUGACCUCAUAUCCUCCUCCGGGUCGGUGGACAGCAGGAGAAUCAGCACGGCCAUCGACCGAGACCACGGUUUACUAGCUCAGAACGGCCUACUGGUUAGGAGGGAGGACUCUCGCGGCUCUCUGUUCAUGGACCCCGGGACCCCUGACAGCACAGAGCUCCAGAGGAGGGGCUCCGCCAUUACCGGUCGGCUUGGUCAGUACGAGGUCAAGGGCCUCCUGCUCUGCUUCCUCCACAUCCUCAGGACACUCUCAGAGGACACACUGCUGGCUUACUGGAACAAGGUGAACCCCCAGGAUGUGAUGAACUUCCUCAGUCUACUGGAGACAUGCCUUGCCCAGUUCCGCUACAUCGGGAAGAGAUCCAUCGGCAGGGUCCAGGAUGCGUGGGCCUCCAGGCUGUUCUCCACCGACAGGAAGUCCCAGACCAUGCCUGCCAUGCGUUUUAACCGGGCCAGCCUGGUGCACACCAAGAUCCAGCAGUUUGGCACCAUGGACACCUCCCUCACACUCAACAUAGGCAAUGGUCUGUCUGAGGCAGAGGUCCACCACCAGGCUGUGCUGGAGGGGAACAUUUCUACUGAGGUGUGUCUCACCGUCCUGGAUGUUCUCUCGCUCUUCACACAGUGCUUUAAGAACAAGUUGCUGGACAACGACGGCCACAACGUGCUGAUGAAGAAGGUGUUUGACGUCUACCUGACCUUCCUGAAGGUUGGCCAAUCAGAAGCAGCCCUCAGACACGUCUUUGCGGCGCUGCGGGCCUUCAUCAACAAGUUCCCGGUGGUGCUGUUCAAGGGCCGGGUGACCCUGUGUGCGGCCCUGUGCUGCGAGGCGCUGACCUGCUGCGUGUCGCGGCUGGCCUCGCUGCGGGCCGAGGCCGCCGGCCUGCUCUACCUGCUCAUGAGGAACAACUACGAGUUCACCAAGCGCAAGACCUUCCUGCGCACGCACCUGCAGAUCAUCAUAGCAGUGAGCCAGCUCAUCUCUGACGUAGCGCUCACCGGUAGCUCCCGCUUCCAGGAGUCCCUGUCCAUCAUCAACAACUUUGCCAACAGCGACAAGGUCAUGAAGGCGACGGCGUUCCCGGCGGAGGUGAAGAGCCUGACCAAGCGCAUCCGCACGGUGCUGAUGGCCACGGCCCAGAUGCGGGAGCACGAGCGCGACCCCGAGAUGCUGCUGGACCUGCAGUACAGCCUGGCCCGCUCCUACGCCAGCACGCCCGAGCUGCGCCGCACCUGGCUGGACAGCAUGGCCCGCGCACACCUCAAGAACGGGGACCUGUCCGAGGCGGCCAUGUGUCACGUCCACGUGGCAGCACUGGUGGCAGAGUACCUCCACAGGAAGAAGCUGUUUCCGAGCGGGCUGGCGCCGUUCAAGAAGGUGACGUUCAACAUCGACGAGGAGGCCGCGAUGAAGGAGGACUCGGGCAUGCAGGACGUGUACUACACCGAGGAGGUGCUGGUGGAGCAUCUGGAAGCCUGCGUGGAGGCCCUCUGGAAGGCGGAGCGCUACGAGCUCAUCACCCACGUAGCCAAGCUCAUCAUCCCCGUCUACGAGAGGCGCCACGAGCUCAUGAAACUCAGUCGCCUGUACGAGACGCUCACCAGGGCCUACAACAAGAUCAUGGAGGUGAUGCAGUCUGGCCGCAGGCUGUUGGGCACCUACUUCAGGGUGGCCUUCUACGGACAGGGUUUCUUUGAGGAGGAGGACGGUAAGGAGUACAUCUACAAGGAGCCCAAGCUCACGGGCCUGUCGGAGAUCUCCCAGCGCCUCCUCUCCCUCUACGGAGACAAGUUUGGUGCCGAGAACGUCCAGAUCAUCCAGGACUCCAACAAGGUUAACCCCAAGGAGCUGGACCCCAAGUUGGCGUACGUCCAGGUGACCUUCGUCAAGGCCUACUUCGAGGAGAAGGAGGCGCCGGAGAAGAAGACGGCGUUCGAGAAGUGCCACAACAUCAACCGCUUCGUGUUCGAGACGCCCUACACGCUGACGGGGAAGAAGCACGGCGGCGUGGAGGAGCAGUGCAAGAGGCGCACCGUCCUCACCACCUCCAACACCUUCCCCUACGUGAAGAAGCGGGUGGAGGUGGUGUCCGAGCGGCAGGUGGAGCUGAAGCCGGUGGACGUGGCCAUCGACGAGAUGCGAGCGCGCACGGCCGAGCUCACCAAGCUGUGCUCCAGCCCCGAGGUGGACAUGAUCAAGCUGCAGCUCAUCCUGCAGGGCUGCGUCUCUGUGCAGGUGAACGCCGGCCCCAUGGCCUAUGCCAGGGCCUUCCUGGACGACAGCAGAACCAACCAGUCUGCCAGCAAGAAGGCCAAGGAGCUGAAGGACAUAUUCAGGCGUUUCGUGGAGGCGUGCAGCAUAGCGCUGGACAUGAACGAGCGCCUGAUCAAGGAGGACCAGUUUGAGUACCAGGAGGGCCUGAAGUCCAACUUCAAGGACAUGGUGAAAGAGCUGUCUGACAUCAUCCACGAAGAGAUCUACCCAGAGGACAUGCGCUCGCUGCUGCAGGACUCCCUCCACGUGUUCAGUGCCAUCAGUGGGACCACCAGCGCGGAGCUGGGCUAGGCGCCACCACACCCAGACACACCUCCCACCCCCUCUCCUCCGCCCACCCCCAUUCCUCUCAACUCCCCCUCUGUGUUUCGUCCUGGCUCACACACUCUGCCCUCUUCCGCUGCGACUCAAGACUCCGCCCCCUGACAGGCUCCGCCCCCUGGCAGACCCCGCCCCCUGGCAAACCCCUGGCAGACACGUGUCCGCAGUGGGGGUCAUCCGCCUAAGGCUGGCGCGCUUCGCUUGGGCCAUGCGGCCAAAGCGACGGCAGUUUCGACGAAGGGACCACAACGGGACACAUGCUGGUGUUAUGGCGCUCAGCGCAGUAUUGAGCAUAUGGAUGUUCCUGAGAGCUGACGCCCCCAGGACUCAGUGACAGGGUGGUAUGAGGGACCGAUUUCGCAAUCAGGUUUAGCCGUCGGAGGGAGUAGCCAUGUUAAAAAAAUGAUUGAUUUGAACACAUUUUAGAUUUGAAAGAAAGAGACAUAUUUCAUAUGAGUCAGUUUGAACAUUUUUCAGUGGGCUUCGGUGCAAACUAUAAAGAAAAACAAACACAGCAUGUGAGUGCAACAAAGUCAGUAGUAUAGAGAACGUAGGCUGGGUUUCAGGCAGCUCAACUGUUCUUAUGGUGUAGCUCAGUAGCUGGUGCAUACUCGCAUCCCAAACCAAGGUGUAAACGUACAGAUAGUUUGCUUACAAUUCUGUGCCUUUCCGCUGCCUUCUGAACGGGCAGGUCUAAUUAUAGAAAUCGAUUCUCACUCAGUUCUCACUCAGUAUUUCACAAGUGCUACACUGAAACAAUGCCAAUCAAUGGAUAGUAAUCAAUUGUACAUAAUGUAUUGCCAUCAUGUAAAUUAAAUUCUGUGAAUGAGGUAUCUAUGUAUUUAUAUUUUUAACAUCCACCUGACCAUGGAUGCACUUGUCAAUUUUGCAUUCGGAUGCAUUGUAUGCCUAGUGCAGAUGCUCGUCAAAUAGACAUAUUGUAAAGACAUUAACUAAACAAUGUUUUGAAAUUAUUGGAAAAUAA
This is a messenger RNA of Gadus morhua (Atlantic cod), 7497 nucleotides long. RefSeq names its product dedicator of cytokinesis 11 (gene dock11). Gene Ontology annotation, biological process: small GTPase-mediated signal transduction; positive regulation of GTPase activity; positive regulation of filopodium assembly. The transcript has 54 exons. Lineage: Eukaryota; Metazoa; Chordata; Actinopteri; Gadiformes; Gadidae. The coding region runs from base 201 to 6482 and encodes 2093 amino acids. The record is from RefSeq and is a predicted model, not a curated record. Gene Ontology annotation, molecular function: guanyl-nucleotide exchange factor activity.